UGCUGUUAAAGCUGUGUGUCUGUUGCUUGACAGUUUAAAGAUGAUGACCUCUUCGGAAAUCGAGGUAGAGAACUUGAGUGAAAAGAAUGUGGAAGAUUCUGCAAUUUUAGAAGUAAGCACAAUGGCAGUCGGCGGUCUUAUUAAGCAGGAAAGCCGCGAUGUCGAUUUUCUUUCGAAUUGUAGCACGUCCGUCGAGGGUUCUGUGAUAGCUUCUCCCUCCAUUGACAGUUUCUCUACUCUACCAGAGCAAGAAAUAUCAGAUUUUCAAACAGAUUCUAGAGAUCUACAAGUAAAAGUAGACAAUCCUCAAAAGCAUCUUGAAACGCUUGAAACUUAUAUUACUUUUCGUAUAACAACAAAAUCCAUGAGACCAGAAUUUGAGGAAGGAGAAUACAUUGUCAGGAGACGUUACAAUGAUUUUAUUUGGUUGCGACAAAAAUUAGUGGAUUUAUAUCCUACACAUAUCAUACCACCAAUGCCUGGAAAACAUACGUUACUUGCUCAGUUAGAUCGUUAUUCCAAAGAAUUUAUCAUAGCACGCAUGAAGUUGUUACAUGUAUUUCUUAACAGAGUUGUGAAUCAUCCAAUUCUCAGUUGUGACAAAAAUCUGUACAUUUUUCUGACUACUAAACCUGCAGAAUUUCUUAUACAUCGUAAAAAUCGUGGAAAUGUUCUUGUUAAAAUGACUGAUUCUCUGCAAAAUAUCGCAAGCACAUAUACCAUGAAACAGCGUCAUUUUGAAUUUGAGCAAAUUCGGGAUUAUUGUACAGCUCUUAGCGAAAAAUUAGCAACUGUAGAUAAAAUAAAUCAUCGUAUACAUAAGGAAAGGCAAGACUACUUGCUGGAAUUGCAUCAAUUACAUCCAAUUUUCACCUUAUGGGCAACUUCAGAGCCAGAAUUAGCUUCCUUUCUGUUAGCUAUUGCUAAAGCAAUAGAAUGUAAUGCAGUGGCUCAUCAGAAACUCUUAGAAAACGUAACGAACGAGGAACGAGAAUACAUUUCAUAUGUAGAUGCAGUUAGAAAUGCUUUAUCCCGACGGGACUCAAUGCAAAUUGAAUACGAAAUGACCGUUGAAGAAUUAGCAAAGAAAAGAUUAGAGAAAGAUCAGCUAAUGGGUCUUACAAGCGGUAAUUCUUCAACCCAAAAUUGGGGUGGAUCACUUUGGAAGGCAGAAUCCCGUGACGAAAAAUUAGAAAGACUCGGACAAACUAUUCCACGACUAGCAAAGCAAACAGAAUUAUUGCAAGAUCGUGUAGAAUGCGCGAACGAAAAUCUUCGAAGUGAUUUACAAAGGUGGAACGUUGAAAAACAAAUGGAUUUGAAAAAUAUGUUAAUUUCAAUGGCAGAUCGACAAAUUCGACAUUAUCAGCAGUGUAUGAGUGCAUGGGAAGAAAUUCUCACUGGUUUGAAACUGGAUGGAAUAGGAUCCGAAGUUAGCGUAGGACCACCUAUCAAGAUUCCCGUUUGAAUUCUAUAAUCUUUCACUUUCAUACAUACAGAUAGUAAUUAUCUUAUGCAUUUAUAAAGGUAAGAAACUUAAAGCCAUCCUUCGCCAGUAAUGACAAAUAUUUUAUUGCAUUUAAGAAACUGACCUUUCCAGUUUCAUUGUCGCUGCUUCAGCAAAUUAAAUAACUUUAUCUCUCAAAUCUUAAAUGUUUUUUGUAGAAAGUACAAUCGGUACUUAUAUACAUUACAAUACAGUGAUUAGUCGCACACGUUGUGCACAUUUAUAUAUGUAUUUCAGUUUUCCAGAUAUAAAAAGGUUUAUGGUAAAAUGGCUUUAUAAUACAACACGGUUACGCGAAGUUAACGCGAAAACGCAAAUAAAUGUAUUUAAUUCUAUAAAUCUAACUAGAGCAACUUUUAGCAUAAAAAAUUAAUUAGAAAGUAUGUUGAGAUAUAUUUUUCCUUUGCUAAUUAAUUUUGGGACCAAGUACUAAAUAAUUUGUUACUAGUUAUUCCAUUUCUUUGAGACCAUAUACAAUACAUUCAUUGACAAUCAGUUCUUAGUUACUUAUAUCUGGUAAUUACCAAAGUUUAUCUAUAAUAUAUAGAUAAUCAAUAUAUAGCGCUAGAAUAUAAUUUACAAAGUUCAAGCAAACUGCUUGUAAUAUUCGUUGUAUUAUUAUUCAGUAUCUUUAGUCUAUGUCAUUAAGUUUUGAACAAUCCAUUAUAGCGGCACUUAACAAUCAACUUAUUUAGGUAGUCUCGUGAAAAAAGCACAGUAAGAAUCUAUACAACGUGUUACAUCUGUUGCUAUUCACGCUUGGAAUUAAUAAUUUUUUGAAAUAGUAUCAUAAGUGUAUGGGGUAUGUUUCCAAUACAUUCAGUAUAUUGUACACGCUAUCUUAUUGAUGAUGAAACUCAUAGAUUUGUAACACUAAAUAAAUUAUUAUUUGCGACA
Molecule: messenger RNA, 2404 nt
Organism: Bombus impatiens (common eastern bumble bee)
Lineage: Eukaryota; Metazoa; Arthropoda; Insecta; Hymenoptera; Apidae
Product: sorting nexin-30
Exons: 7
Coding region: 41-1468 (475 amino acids)
Molecular function (GO): phosphatidylinositol binding
Source: RefSeq, a predicted model, not a curated record